GUUUCUCUUGCAACUGAAGAAACACAAGAAAAAUUUGAAAAGGGAAUUUCUGACAAAAUCUCAGAAAAGGUAUCUAGUAGUGAUUUAGAAACAGCAGAGGGUCAGAAAACCUUGGAAGAAAAAGCUUAUCCUCCUCACAAGUCAGGAUUUGGUCCACUGUUGUCUAACCACAAUGUUCCUCCCAUUCCCGUACCUUUGCCACUCCCUAGUCUUCAAGGCUCACUUAUUUUGCCUUCCUUGGCCCAGCAUGUGAAACUGGGCAGAACAGGAGGGUAUGCUGCAGGACACCAGUUCAACCAGGAUGGAUUAGGUAGUUAUGGCCCUCUUCAACCUGUCUAUCUUUCUAAUGGAAGACCUGAGGAAUUUGGAGGACCUAACGGGCUUGAUGGACAUCAAGGAUUUGGAUCAGAACCACAGAGUAGCAAUUUCCCAGGAUUUCCCAACCUUCCUGGAACUGAUCAUUGGCCAUUACCCCAGCCCGAGAUGCCAAAGAUUGUUCAUUUGGAUGUGAAAUGCGAGAAAAAUUUGAUGAAAGUCGCUGUUGAUUUUGAUAAAGCUUUUCACGGAAUCAUAUUUAGUAAGGGCCACUAUAACUACGGUAGCUGUGUUUACCUACCUGCAGGAUCAGGUAGAAAGAGUGUCUACUUCGACGUUUCUAUUAAUAGUUGUGGAACUACAGGAAACACACAGAAUGGUCUUUAUGGCUAUGGUGGAAACAGUGGUAGCGGCACGUUUUUCGAGAACACUAUCAUAGUCCAAUAUGAUCCCCAGGUGCAAGAGGUGUGGGAUCAAGCUCGGAAACUACGCUGCACUUGGCAUGAUCAGUACGAAAAGGCUGUUACUUUCCGUCCUUUCCCUGUGGACAUGUUAGAUGUGGUGCGAGCUGACUUUGCUGGAGACAACGUAGGGUGUUGGAUGCAGAUCCAGGUAGGUAAGGGGCCUUGGGCUAGCGAAGCAGCUGGAAUCGUCAAGAUUGGUCAGACCAUGACCAUGGUACUAGCUAUAAAGGAUGAUGAGAAUAGAUUUGACAUGCUGGUCAGAAACUGUAUUGCCCACGAUGGCAAGCGAGCACCUAUCGAGCUUGUUGACAGUAGAGGCUGUAUUGUCAGGCCUAAGCUCAUGAGUAGAUUUACAAAAAUUAAAAAUUUUGGAUCCAGUGCGUCUGUUCUGUCUUACGCACAUUUUCAGGCCUUUAAGUUCCCAGACUCUAUGGAAGUUCACUUUCAGUGUACUAUUCAGAUCUGCAGGUACCAAUGUCCCGAACAGUGCGCCUAUCCUGUGGAACCUAAUAUUGUUCGAGAAGAUAUCCAAGGGCCUCCUCCUGGCUACAUUCCUGCCGGCAGACCACGUGAGGAACGUGACGUCAGCAAAAAUGUUGAAGCCCACUUUUCAGGUAGUGACUCUAAUGCCUCCUUAGAAGAGAUGACUCAAGUCGGAUUGAACAGGGUUAUUCGUGUAGUUUCGGUUGGAGAUUUGGCUUUCUCAUUAAAAAACAAUGAUUCAGCGCCAGUGAAUUAUACCCAGAGAAGAGAUCAUGACAGCGUUAUCUGUAUGUCAGCACCAGGUUUUGCGGCUUCCUUGGUGGUACUGUUAGCUAUCUUGGUAAUUUCUUCUCUCUUAUCAGCUUUUCUUUGUUUGAAGCAGCGAUCACUAGAUGGCGCAACGUCAAUGCCAUAUGACCUGCCAGCUUUAAAGAAAAACAAUCAUUCAAAUAGUU
Messenger RNA from Limulus polyphemus (Atlantic horseshoe crab), 1717 nucleotides. RefSeq lists its product as uncharacterized. The transcript has a single exon. NCBI's taxonomy places the organism in Eukaryota, Metazoa, Arthropoda, Merostomata, Xiphosura, Limulidae. The annotation marks the transcript as partial. The record is from RefSeq and is a predicted model, not a curated record.